This is a messenger RNA of Labeo rohita (rohu), 561 nucleotides long. Its product is annotated as CD59 glycoprotein-like. The coding region runs from base 6 to 368 and encodes 120 amino acids. NCBI's taxonomy places the organism in Eukaryota, Metazoa, Chordata, Actinopteri, Cypriniformes, Cyprinidae. The transcript is spliced from 4 exons. The record is from RefSeq and is a predicted model, not a curated record.
CAAAAAUGGAUCUGCAAAUCUCGGUUUUUCUUCUGUUCAUUCUUUUCACUGCAGGACACUCUCUCAGAUGUUAUGAGUGUAUAAGUCUGACAAGUUCCUGUUCAAAUGCAAAUGUGACAACAUGUCAUAGUGGAUUCAACAAGUGCAUGAGUUCAACAACAGUGAUGGAAGCUGGUCCCUUGUCGGUGAGCACAACAAUAAAACAAUGUACAUCUACAUGUGUACCUGGGACCCUAAAGCUACCAAGUGGAGAGAACAGAACUACCUACUGCUGUGACACUGACCUCUGCAAUGCAGCAGAUGGCGUGUAUAAGGGAAGCUUCCUCCUGCUGUUGUCUCCUCUGCUCUUUUACUUCCUGUUUCAGUGACUGCAGCUGCAGCAGGGAAUUAAUAUCAAUACAUUUCUAUUUAUACUUCACUGAAUAAAGUGAAGUUCUUGUUUUGAUGUUUUUUUGGUAUCAUGAUUUGAAGAACUUAAAAUCUGUAUUUUACUAAACACUGUAACAGAAAAAUAAUUAUUAAAAAUAAAAAAUGCAUAUAUAAUAAUGAGAUAAUGAGUUU